Rotaria socialis is the source of this 1050-nucleotide messenger RNA. NCBI's taxonomy places the organism in Eukaryota, Metazoa, Rotifera, Eurotatoria, Philodinida, Philodinidae. The record is from the annotation of a GenBank genome assembly.
AUGAAGGACGAUCUUUACUUUAAUCUCGAUCAUGGCUAUGCUGAAGGCUUAUGUCGUGGUUUUAAAAGCGGUAUUUUAAAAGCAGCAGAUUAUCACAAUUUAGUACAAUGUGAAACACUUGAGGAUUUAAGACUUCAUUUACAAUCUACUGAUUAUGGGAAUUUUUUGGCCAAUGAAGCAAGUCCUUUAACUGUGAAUGUUAUUGAUGAUCGUCUACGUGAAAAAACUGUUCAAGAAUUUCAACAUUUACGUAAUGUUUCCUAUGAGCCAUUAUCAACAUUCCUUGAUUAUAUAACAUAUGCUUAUAUGAUUGACAAUAUUGUCUUACUAAUCACGGGUACUCUUCAUCAACGUGCCAUUGGUGAUCUUUUACCGCGUUGUCAUCCUUUGGGUAGUUUUGAACAACUUGGCGCUAUUACUGUUGCCGAUACACCAGCACAACUCUACACAGCCGUACUAGUCGAUACGCCAUUGGCUCCAUAUUUUAUUGAUUGUAUCUCUGAACAUGAUCUUGAUGAAUUGAAUGUUGAAAUCAUUCGUAGCACACUUUACAAGGCUUACCUUGAAGAUUUUUAUAAUUUUUGCGAGAAACUUGGUGGCAUUACAGCUGAGGUGAUGUGUGAAAUACUUGCCUUCGAAGCUGAUCGCCGCGCAUUUAUGAUAACAAUAAACUCAUUUGAUACAGGUCUGACACAAGAUGAACGAGCAAAACUCUAUCCAACGUGUGGUCAUUUACAUCCAGAUGGUUUACAAGAAUUAAGACGUACAGAUAGUUAUGACGCUGUAAGAGAUGUUGCAGCUCAUUAUCCUCAAUAUAAACUAUUAUUCGAAGGCGCUGGAACAAACACAGGCGAUAAAACAAUUGAAGAUAAAUUUUUUGAGCAUGAAGUUAAACUUAAUAUGAAUGCAUUUCUUCGUCAAUUCCAUUUUGGUAUAUUUUAUGCGUAUUUAAAAUUAAAAGAACAAGAGAAUCGAAAUAUUAUUUGGAUUGGUGAAUGUAUCGCACAAAAACAUCGUGCACGAAUCGACAAUUAUGUACCAAUCUUCUAA